UUAAGUUUUAACCUCUUCAGCUCGUGGUCGUGGUCAUGGUCUCUGUUUUUCCACCAUCAAGAAAAACAACCAAGCUUUGAACUUUAACAAUCUUUCUGGGUGUUUUCCCACUACAAUUGUUCCUUUAUUGUACUACAAAGUUACUUAAAAAGCCUGCGUAGAUGGUCGUCAAACCUUUUACUGUGGACUUUGAUAAGCCUCUCGUCUUCCAGGUUGGUCAUCUUGGCAAAGGUUACAAUGAAUGGGUUCACCAACCUAUUGUCAGCAAAGAAGGCCCCAGAUUUUUUGGAAAUUACUAUUUGGAGCUCUUGACCCGCACGACAUGGUGGGUGAUUCCAAUUGUUUGGCUGCCUGUAGUAUCCUGGUCAGUCUUCAUGUCUUUUAGAACGGGGCUUACAUUACCACAGGUAGCUUUAUCAGUGGUUGGUGGCAUCUUUAUUUGGACAUUGACGGAGUACGUUAUGCAUCGCUUCCUUUUUCAUAUGAAAACAACAAGCUAUUGGGGAAAUACCAUUCAUUAUUUACUUCAUGGUUGCCAUCACAAGCACCCUAUGGAUGGGAUGCGCCUUGCUUUCCCCCCUGCAGCAACAGCUAUUUUUUGUGUGCCGUUUUGGAUUAUGUUUAGGCUUUUAUCACCUCCGUUAGUUGCUCCGGCUUUGUUUGGAGGAACCUUAUUGGGAUAUGUUGCAUAUGAUGUUAUUCAUUACUACCUGCACCAUGGGAAGCCAUCCAAUAGAUUGACUCAAGAUCUGAUGAAAUCUCACUUGAACCAUCACUUCAGAGUUCAAAGUAAGGGAUUCGGGCUCACUUCCACCUUAUGGGACAAUGUUUUCGGAACAGUGCCUUCAACAAAAGAUGCAGAGAAAAUGAGUAACCAGUAGCACUGGCUGGGUAAGAUGGAUCUUCUUGUUACUAUGUAGUUACUAGUAAGUCUUU
Messenger RNA from Argentina anserina (silverweed cinquefoil), 936 nucleotides. RefSeq names its product dihydroceramide fatty acyl 2-hydroxylase FAH1-like. Lineage: Eukaryota; Viridiplantae; Streptophyta; Magnoliopsida; Rosales; Rosaceae. Gene Ontology annotation, molecular function: iron ion binding; fatty acid 2-hydroxylase activity. The record is from RefSeq and is a predicted model, not a curated record. Bases 162 to 881 code for a protein of 239 amino acids. Gene Ontology annotation, biological process: fatty acid metabolic process; lipid biosynthetic process. Gene Ontology annotation, cellular component: membrane; endoplasmic reticulum. The transcript is spliced from 7 exons.